Messenger RNA from Vigna unguiculata (cowpea), 711 nucleotides. The record is from RefSeq and is a predicted model, not a curated record. NCBI's taxonomy places the organism in Eukaryota, Viridiplantae, Streptophyta, Magnoliopsida, Fabales, Fabaceae.
AUGGAUGAAAGUGAGACAAUUUCUGAGUACUUCGACAAGAUUCAGGAAAUUGUGAACGCGAUGAGGACGAGCAGGGAUACAAUCAUUGAUCAGCAGGUGGUUGAUAAAAUUCUCAGAACACUGCCACAGAGAUUUGAUCAUAUAGUCAUGACAAUUGAAGAAACAAAGGACCUGGAGGAGAUGGAAUUGGAGGCCAAAACGAAGAAAGAAGAAAAAUAUGAAGAUGACUCCAAGCCCAAGAAAGAUAUCAAGAAACAAGGAAAAGAGGGGAAAGACUGGAAGUUCGAUAAGAAGACAUUGAAGUGCCACAACUGUCAAAAGUUUGAUAACUUUGCAUUCGAAUGUUGGUAUGGAGAAGGUGCCAAGAACAGGCCAAAGAACCAAGCCAAUUUGGCUCAAGACGCGGCUUCCUCUGACUCAGAUGUUGUGAUGCUCAUGGCUAAAACCAGUAACAUCAGUUCAGAUGAAGAAUCUUCAAGGUAUCUAGAUUCUGGAUGUUCCACACAUAUGACAAGAAGGAAGGAUUGGUUCAUCAAGCUUGAUGAUACUUCUCAUGGUAAGAUCAGGUUUGCCAAUGAUAGCAGCCUAAACUUAGAAGGUGUUGGAGGUGUGGUGUUGAGAGAUUCAGAUGACAGAGAAGUUGUAGUUGAUGGUGUCCUAUACAUGCCAGGUCUGAAACCAAACCUAUUGAGUCUUGGACAACUGCUGUAG